AUGCUGGCAGAAUCUGAUUAUGAAGCGCCACAGAAUGGCGCGCCAGAGACUUUAAAGGAGACUUCUUCAGUGAAUUCUUCACAGCAGAGUCCUGUUCCUUAUCAGGAGACAGAUACGUUUUGUACGUGGCGUAAGCAUGUGCGCGAUUUGUAUCAGAAUCUUGUUCAUAUAGAUCUUGUGUGGGAAAGUCCAUCAGUUCGAUUAAUGCCUUACGUGACGGAAAAGAUGGGAUUAAAAACACAGACUGUUUUAUGUUGUGCUAGAACCGGCGGUCAGGAGCAACCAUACAUUCAAAUGCUUUCAGUUUCAACUCCACACACUGCAGAGACACUCGAUCGCACGUAUGAUACUUACUGUGAUGCGACUGGUGAAGUGGGUGGCUAUGGAAUGGCUCCAAGUCAAGUUGGGAUGAAAGUGGAACGACGUAUACUUCAUGAUGGGGAUCCAUUGACCGUACGAUAUAUGCAUACCAAUCCACUUGUGAUUGGAUCAGGCUCCAGCGAUGGUAAUGUUUAUAUCUUUGACUGGUCACGAAUUUCGUUAAAUAAGUUUCCUAAUGAUCCUGCCAGACCUCGUGCCCCAUUACCACCAAAUGAACUUAGCUCAAAUCCUACAGAUGAGGAACGUGUAAAUUAUCACAGACGAAUGCGAGCUUUGAAUGCUGUGGUGGCAGAACAAGAUCGAUGGGAUAAGAGAAGAGGAGAAGGACAACACUUACUCACCCUUUCGGGAGGAAAUGGAAGUUGUGAAACGCUUGACUGGAGUAUUACCCCUGAUGGAACUUUGAUGUCUGGAUCUAUUGGUCGUCUCUGCUACUGGCAUAUUGCUAAUACUUCUAAAGAUGAUGCACGUACUGUUAAUCCUUCUCAUACAUAUACUUUAGAAGAAAGUGAUGUUCGGGUGAGUGAUAUAUCAUUUUCUUGGACAGAACCGCAUAUGUUUGUAACAUCUACAGAGUCUGGGAGAGUAUUAUCUGGUGAUGUAAGAACACCAGAACUUGUUGAAUUAUUUUCAUUACCAGUUGGUGUUUCAUCCAUUGCUGUUUCUCCACUUGAUGGUACAUCCCUUUUAGUGGGUACAAGAGAUGGUGAAGUACUUUACUAUGAUCUCCGUAAAUCUUCGGAGCCAGUAAGUAUCAGUCGCCUACACGACAAGGCGGUAUCUGUGGUACAAUGGUGCCCACACUCUCGCCAUCUCUUUACAAGUGGAGGUGGUGAUGGGAAGUGUUGUGUGUUUAACUCUACAAUGAACCGGCUACUAUUUAAACAUGCCUGUCACACAGAUAAUGUGACAGACUUAUCAUGGAAUUGGCAGGAAGGAUUUGAGGGUCACUUGAUCUCUGUGGAUAUUAAUAGCAUCACGCUGUGGAGACCGAGAGACAUGUUCUUUGUUUCGUGA
Messenger RNA from Trypanosoma theileri, 1398 nucleotides. Its product is annotated as putative WD40 repeat protein. The record is from RefSeq and is a predicted model, not a curated record. The transcript has a single exon. Gene Ontology annotation, molecular function: histone binding. Gene Ontology annotation, cellular component: nucleus. The coding region runs from base 1 to 1398 and encodes 465 amino acids. Gene Ontology annotation, biological process: regulation of gene expression. Lineage: Eukaryota; Euglenozoa; Kinetoplastea; Trypanosomatida; Trypanosomatidae.